CUCUAGCGCUGCUAAGGUUUUUAAUACAAGUCCACCGAACCGGGGCCGACUAGGUAAUUGCCAGCUUGGGUGGGUAGGUACUUAAAGAUGAAGCUGCAAUGAUCAUUUGCCCAGCAUCCCGGUGCUUACCGUUGUGCCACUUCCAGAGUGAGCGUGAGUACCUAUCCAUACCUGGCUAAUUACUAGGUACCAAGAGACAACUUGGUGAAGACAAUGCACACCCUCAGGGCAAAAAUGCUGUCUGUCAUUCUCUUCACGGCCUUCCUCGCCCGUGGUGCGUUCUGUGCGUUUGGAUACACGUCAUCUGGUGGUAACUACGUUGUUGAUGCUGGCUCAGCCAAUACACUGGUCUUCUCUGUGAGCCAGUCGAGCUGUGACAUCAAGUCAAUCAAAUACCGCGGCACCGAGCUUCAGUAUUACAGCGCUGGUACACACGUCAACUCGGGCCUCGGCUCGGCGACUGUUUCCAUAAGCCAGAUAUCUGGCUCGUCCAAAUACAUCAAAAUCACCUGCGUGACCAGCACCUUGACGCAUUACAUGGUGGUUCGCGAGGGGGACAGCGCCAUUUACCUGGCGACGUACAUCACGGCCGAGCCAUCGAUUGGGGAACCUCGGUUCAUCGCUCGUCUGCUGCCGGACAAGCUGCCUAGUGAAUAUCCAUAUGGGGAUGUUUCAAACACCAACGGCGCCAGCUCGGCGGUCGAGGGCUCAGAUGUUUACAUUGUCAACGGCCAGACACGCUCCAAGUUCUACUCGUCCACACGCUUCAUCGACGAGGACUCGCAUUGCGUCUAUGGCGGAGGCGACAUGAUACACGUAUGCAUCAUGACGCCCCAGCAAGAGUCUUCGUCGGGCGGCCCAUUCUUCCGCGAUAUCAACUCCAACAAUGCCGGCGCGUCCACCAAUCUCUACAACUACAUGAACAGCGGCCAUGUGCAGACCGAGGCGUACCGUACCGGCCUGCAUGGGCCCUAUCUGAUGCAAUUCUCGCGCUCUGGGAUCCCUGGCGUGAAGGGCGUGGACGUCUCUUGGUUCGGAGAGCUCGGUGUAACGGGCUAUGUUCCCUCAUCAGGUCGUGGAACGGUCUCUGGCACGGCAACCGGCGUGCCCAACAAUUUGCAGGGCGUAGUUCAUUUUUACAAUAACGCGGCUCAGUACUGGGCCAAGACAGGCUCCGGUGCGUCCUUUACGUCGCCUCCGAUGAAGCCGGGUACCUAUACAAUGGUGCUGUACCAGACCGAAUUCAAGAUUGCCAGCACCUCAGUUACCGUCUUGGCCGGAAGGACCACUACCGCAAACAUUGCCAGCACCUUCAAAACCGCCUCCAAGUCCGUCUUUAAGAUUGGCGAGUACGACGGCCAGCCAACUGGCUUCCGAAACGCGGACAAGUUCCUCCGCAUGCACCCGUCAGACAGCCGAAUGAGCAGCUGGGGCCCGUUGACAUAUACCGUUGGCAGCUCGUCUCUCUCCGACUUCCCCAUGGCUGUUUUCCAGAGCGCCAACAGCCCCGUAACAAUCAAAUUCACUCUGGGGAGCGCACCGGGGGCUGCGACGCUACGCAUCGCCACAACGCUCAGCUUUGCAGGCAGCCGUCCUCAGGCGACGGUCAACGGCUGGGCCGGGCCGACGCCUGGCGCUCCAAACAAGAUCGACAGCCGAGGUGUCACUCGUGGCGCAUACAGGGGCUACGGCGAGAUUUACGAAGUGAACAUUCCUUCCGGCAAGCUCGUCGCCGGCAGCAACACCAUCACCAUUAGCUCACUGUCGGGAAGUAGCGGCACCACAUUUUUGAGCCCCAACUUCAUUUUCGAUUGUGUUGAGCUAUUUACAACAUAAUUAGUCUAAUGGGGGAGAAACUAUUUUGCAACCACCAGCUUAUGCCGUGAUUAGGAUGACACACAGCUAUCUAGUUAUUUCACUUUAAAGUCUGAACCGGGUUAUUAGUUGCAAUGCCAGGAAAUUCGAUUUUCUUCCCGCAGCACACCCGGUCCCCUGCCCCCGAGAACUUCGAGGGAAAUUCUAGCAAUUAUAAUUUUAUAUAAACAUCAUAGUAUCGCUCCACACAAGGUUUUUAUAGUAUAUCUAGAAUAGUUAGGGUGGC
Molecule: messenger RNA, 2101 nt
Organism: Lasiosphaeria miniovina
Lineage: Eukaryota; Fungi; Ascomycota; Sordariomycetes; Sordariales; Lasiosphaeriaceae
Product: polysaccharide lyase family 4 protein
Exons: 2
Coding region: 214-1836 (540 amino acids)
Biological process (GO): pectin catabolic process
Molecular function (GO): carbohydrate binding; carbon-oxygen lyase activity, acting on polysaccharides
Source: RefSeq, a predicted model, not a curated record